This is a messenger RNA of Haplochromis burtoni (Burton's mouthbrooder), 5568 nucleotides long. It is a transcript of the gene gfi1ab, whose product is annotated as growth factor independent 1A transcription repressor b. NCBI's taxonomy places the organism in Eukaryota, Metazoa, Chordata, Actinopteri, Cichliformes, Cichlidae. Gene Ontology annotation, cellular component: nucleus. Bases 3382 to 4629 code for a protein of 415 amino acids. The record is from RefSeq and is a predicted model, not a curated record. The transcript is spliced from 6 exons.
CAUUUGAGAGUAAAGGGACAUAUAAUGUAGUUUAACACAAAUAACAAAUCCUGCUUUUGAGACGAGGGAGGUGAAUUCCUGGUAGAAUAACUAGUCACCCCUCUUUAGAUGCUUUUGAACUCUCCGUUCUUAAAGCAGUUAGCAUGUUAAUAAGUGCAGAUGGGGACAGGUUUAUUUCUUAGCUACUGUUGCUGUUUUACAAAGUUCUCUGAAAGCAUCACGAUCUCACUUUCACGAUGAGGUAAAAGGCGAAUCACUUCAGUGCAUAAUGCAUCUACCGAUGACUCAAAGCUGAAUGAUGCCUCUCAUAUGUUCUGAGUGUCACUAAUUUGCACGGAAUUGAUGACAGUCUGAGAGAACUUUGGUCAGGAGAUGAAGCCGAGAUAAAGCAACACUCAACAGCACAACAUGGAAACUAAUCGGGACCGGCAAAGUGUUACCAAAGCGAGGCCUAUGUUCUGGAUCUACAAGCCACUCCAUUUCAUGACCUGGAUGUGUAAAAGUGAAUUUCUCUGAAUGUCUGAACACUAACUUCUGUAUGAAUCGAGGCAGCCGCAGUCUCCAGGAACCAGCAAAGAUUCUGACUUUGAGCAGGUGAUGAUGAUGUUAAUGUCUCUUUGCUGAUGGAAUAGAAGAGGAACACCUAAUGGCACUUUUUUUGAGUCUGCAGUGCAGUAUGGACACACUAUGAUGCAGUCAAGCACACUCUGCAAACUAAAUGAGAUUGUUAUAUAUAUUAUAUAUAUGUAUGUAUGUGCGUGUGUGUGUGUGUGUGUGUGUGAGAGAGAGAGAGCGAAAGGGAUGAAUUCACAAUAAAAUUGUUUGAUAAACUCCUGGCCUGGUCUGUCUUGUAAUGGUGGCUGCAAACCUCUAACCAGAGUCUCCUCGUGCAGGCUGAACAGCACAUGUGGGAUGUUUAGUCUCAGCGCUGCCUUCCUCUGAAGAUUCUUAGCUUAGAUUGACUGUUUCAGGAAGUGAUUUUUCUCGCGGUUUUCAAAGUUGAGCCUCAACUACUAAUCAUUUCAUGCAGAAAACCACAUUUUAAAAAGAGCAUCUCUCUUCGGGCACUGAAACAUUUACCAGGUUUGUGUUUGGUUUUUUGGCUUUUUCCCCCACAAAAUGCUGAUGAUGAGUUUGUGUUGGACAGUGAGGCCAGUCUGUUAGUGAUGUAAGCUCAGAUUUUUAGAACUUGCGUUGACUAGUAAGGUUGGCGAUUAUUUUAUUUUUUUUAACGUGGCGCAGUGGAAGGUCGCUUAUUUCUAUAGCGGGUGCCAGAUGUUACAGCCACAUCAAUUCUAUUUUAAUCUCAAAAUUCGGCUUUAUUAUUAAUAAUACCCGAGUUUAGCACAACCUAAACAGCAGUACUCCUGCGCAGACACGGGUGUGUGAAUACAGCUGAUUUUAUGUAUUUUAUUGAUUUCUUUUUCUUUGAUUGACCUUUGCAAAUAUUCGAGCAGAUUUAAACGUGCGUCCUGAAAUGUUUACUAUAAGGAGAGCGCGAUACAGUGGCGCAGUGUGGGAGGCGUGAAUCAUUUGGUGAGUUCACAUGUAGAGGCGUUUUAAAAGCUGAAUUUCAACGGAGAGAAGAAAAUAUUUGAAUACUGCAGAAAUAAUGACGCAGUUAAUUAAUUGUGCGGUUAUAAACAACCGCAUAUCAAAUCAAAUCUAGUUUCAAACCGCGAAGUUCUAACAUCCUGCGUAAAAGCGACAUCAAAUCCCUAAAUGUAUUUAUAUUAUUAAUAUCAUUAAUAUUAUUAUUAUUAUUAUUAUGUGCGUGUAUUUAAUUGUGAUGGCAUGAUGCUACAGUUAAGAAACCGUCUGCCUAUCGGGCAGCAGGCCCUGCUGCAGCUGCUUUUAUCGGUUCGAGCUUCAUAUCUUCUCCAAAAAACUGUAUCCGGAUGCCGUGAUGCGUCUAAUCGAGCUGGAACAUGUGGUCCUUUAAUUUCCUGUCCUUUAUUUACUGAUAACGGUUUGCAUGUAGCCGACAUUAUAAAUGCAUUCACUGACAUGUUUGUGCCAAAGCCGUGUAAACGGUCUGAAACCUUUUUGGGCGUCCAGUUGUCUGAUUUGGAGGAAACUUCACACCUUUACAUGCGUGGAGGAUUUGACCGGAGCGGAUUUACUAACGGUUACCUGGUGAUAUAUUAAAAUAAUAAGUCAAGAAACGCAAUGAAAUGAAAAGUCAUCCAAAAUGCGCAUGUGUGAAUUUCGGCUCCGUGGCAAUUCAAGCGUCUCAAGCCACGAACAAUAAAACUUUAAAGCGCAAACAUGGCCUGAUAGCCACCUGUAUUUACUGCAAACGAAUGCAGGUUUUUGAUCACACUUUCACUUCAAUGCCGUCUCAAAACUGUUUUAUUACACCUGCAGUGGAUGAAAGGCACCAGGACGCACGACUCCGUCUUAUUGAUCAGCGCGUAAUGACGCUCUAAUCUUCGACCUGUGCGAACAGAAAACAAACUGUCUCCGUUAUUUGCUUCUUCCUCUCGGGGUAAUGUGAAACGGUCACCGCAGGCGUUAGGACGGAGAGUGUCUGUCACAUAAUAACAGUUUAUGGGCUCAAGUGACCACCAGACCGGGACAACACUUUGUCCUGUGUGGAGCCGGCAGUGAGUUUUGAUCAGAGAGACACCGCGGUGCGUUUUUAUGUGAGGAUUUAUUCUCAAUGAAUUAUUUUUCCUCUAGCGUUUUAUUGGCUGAACUCAACCGGAGACACUCUUGGCAAACCCGCAGCGUUUGGUCAAAUUUUAAUUGCAGCCUAUAAGAAUAAUAAGACUACCACGCCGGUUCAAAGUUUCUCCCACCCCUUUAUUUUACCACGACGUGCUACUUCAAGCUCCCCAGCAAGGCACCCUGGGGUGUGUCUCCCCGUUUCCUCUCCCCCUGCCCCCUUUAAAGAUUGAGAAAGGCGCCGAUAAAGCCUGUAUCACCUCUCCCGACUGCCCCGGGCUCCAUGGGAGACACGAGCUGCAGUCUGCGAGAACUUCGGCAGCCCCAAGCUGUGGAAAAGUUAAACACUGCAAAAAGUGUCUCAUAGACUUCUCGUCCCAAGUUGUAGGCCUACUUUUAAACAAUAAAUAAACUUUUCUCUUCUUCAUUCCACCUGCGUUUCUUGUAAGAAAGGAAACCACUGUCGGGUUCUGAAAUGAGUCCGUUUGCUCUAAAGAUGCAAGACGACGUCGCCCCCGCUGCAGACAGUUUUCCUACAGCCUGCUCUGACUAAAACACUGCAGGCGGAUAUUUUUUACAGCGCACUGAGCUGUGGCGAGCAGCCUCGACACCUGUCCGACGACACCUGGCAGGCGUGACCGACAGUCCGCGCAUGCUCCCUUGUCAGGUUGAAACCUCUUAAAGCACUUGGGAGCAACAUCACCACACCAGUAGAUGUCAAAUCUUGGAGCGAGCGGCCUCGGGCGCAGGAGGACUGCUCUCUACAGCUGGAUUAUUGUCACUGAUUUGUUCUGUUCCGCUUCAGAGAUGCCCCGCUCCUUCUUGGUGAAGAGUAAGAAGGCGCACAGUUAUCACCAACCCCGAAGUUUUGAGGAUGACUACAACAAGCUGGACACGAUACUGGCGCACAUAUGCUCGGAGGGAGAUAAACUCCCAGAAGAAGACACGGAUAUGUCGGUGGACAGGUACGACCUGUCUCCGGACUCCCACCUGGGCGACGCAGCAGAUUUCUCCCCCAAGUCUCCGCUGAGCUGUGCCGACAGCCUGUGCCCUCGCUCCCCGGACUAUGAGGACUUCUGGAGGCCUCCAUCUCCCUCCGCCUCGCCAGCUGAUUCGGAGAAAUCUCUUUCUCCCCUGGUGGACGAGACUCAGCCCUUCACCGUUCCAUUCCGGCCAUACGCCUGGAGCAGCAGCUAUCCCAGGCCGGAGCUGGUGCAGCCAAGCCUCCAUACGGGAAUGGAGGUAGCAAGAGGCCCGGCUGCGAUGGGCUUCUACGGAGACAGAAGCACCCAUCCUGCCCUGUAUGCAGACCGAGCUCUGGGAGAGGAGACCUAUGGUAACUACAGGAGGCACGCUGCUGCUCUGCUGUUUCCUGAGGCAGGCCUGCACGGAAAAACCCACGGGGUGAACGCGCAGUCUGAUCUGCUGUGCUCUAGCCUCAUCAUCAAUGGGGCUUACAAGUGCGUCAAGUGCAGUAAGGUGUUUUCCACUCCCCACGGUUUAGAAGUGCACGUCCGCAGAUCACACAGCGGCACCCGGCCAUUUGCGUGCGAAAUCUGCGGCAAAACUUUCGGACACGCAGUGAGCCUGGAACAACACAAGGCCGUGCACUCUCAGGAAAGAAGUUUCGACUGCAAAAUAUGCGGUAAAAGUUUCAAGCGGUCGUCAACUCUGUCGACUCACCUGCUUAUCCACUCCGACACGCGGCCGUACCCAUGCCAGUACUGCGGCAAAAGGUUCCAUCAGAAGUCGGACAUGAAGAAACACACCUUCAUCCACACAGGUGAAAAGCCACACAAGUGCCAGGUGUGCGGGAAGGCGUUCAGCCAGAGCUCCAACCUCAUUACGCACAGCAGGAAACACACCGGAUACAAACCUUUCGGCUGCGACCUCUGCGGCAAAGGUUUCCAGAGAAAGGUGGAUUUGAGGAGACACAAGGAGACACAGCACGGGCUGAAAUGAACUGACGCGGCACCAUGGAGUCAAUCUAAUCUGACUUCAGAGCAAUCAUUUGCUCAUUCCUAGGAAGUCGUUUUUAGACAUCCGGCAUUUUCGACUUUUCCUCCUUCUGCCAUCCACCUUGAGGACAUUUUUCGGAUCAAGAUCGACUCUGACUCUCAUUUAGCUUGUUAAACGUGCAUUGAACCUAUAUUUAACAACGACAGAUGGUGUUUUUUAUUUAUUUUAUAAGGGAAAAAAACGUUUAACGGGCGACUUUUUGCAGUGCGAAAACGAGCAACACUAACGAGACCAGCCUGCUGCAGAAUGUUACAUGCUCACAAAACCAGAGAUAAGCUGUGGACUUUAAAAUACAUGACAUGUAAGCGCGAUAAUAAUAAUAAUAAUAACAAUAAUAAUAAAAUUGUCUGUGUCUUAAGCCCAAAAUAUUAGCAGUCACACUUCAAUAACAGGAUUGGCAGAGCCAUAAAGAAACAGAUGCAAAUCUGCGCUUCUCCAAAAGAACAGACGUAGGAUUUUGUUGUCAGCUACAGCGAUGCUGGCAAAACAGUUCUUCCACUGUCUGAUUUAAUAAUCGCUUCCAUUACCAAGCUGGUAUCUUUGGUCUAUUUUGCACAUUUUCUUGUCAAAUUUAAACUUCUAUCGUUUACAAAUAAAUAUUACUUCUCUUCAAAUAUGUAUUCCAGUUUCUUGUUGAUGUUUUAAAAUGAUUAUUAUGAUCAAAUUUCAAUGCAGUUAAAAAUAUGGAUGAGUUAAGUUUUUCCAAACGAAAACAGAGACGGAACGGAAAAAGCGUGCAUAAAAAUAAAACAGAUUACAUUAAAGUAAAGGUCGGGUUUCAUCACCUAAGUUUAAAAAAAUUCCACAGAGCGUCUUUUUUUCACUGUCGUCAGCAGACGCGUCGGUAGAUUUAAGGUCAUUAGCAACAGUUAUUUCAGAUUU